This is a messenger RNA of Gekko japonicus, 666 nucleotides long. Its product is annotated as neuroglobin-like. Gene Ontology annotation, molecular function: heme binding; oxygen binding. The coding region runs from base 1 to 666 and encodes 221 amino acids. Lineage: Eukaryota; Metazoa; Chordata; Lepidosauria; Squamata; Gekkonidae. The transcript has 5 exons. The record is from RefSeq and is a predicted model, not a curated record.
AUGGGGUGCGCCGUAUCCGGCCCGAAUGUCAACCCGGACUCGGCCGUCUCCGAAGAGAGGAGGAGCCCGUCUCUGGAAGGUGCGCCGGAUUUGAAAACAGAACCGGAGUGUGGGGGCAGCGAGGAGCCCAAAGAACCGUUCUUGCUCUCGGAGGCUCAAAAGGGCCUGAUCCGGGCCUCCUGGGAGGUCCUGCACAAGGACAUCGCCCGAGUUGGAGUGAUCGUCUUUAUCAGGCUCUUUGAGACCCACCCGGAAUGCAAGGACGCUUUCUUCCUCUUCCGCGACGUCGACGACCUCCAGCAACUGAAGAUGAGCAAAGAGCUUCAGGCUCACGGCCUCAGGGUGAUGUCCUUCAUCGAGAAGAGUGUGGGGCGGCUGGACCAGAUGGACAAGCUGGAACAUCUGGCCUUUGAGCUGGGCAGGAGCCACUGCCGGUACCAGGCGCCCCCCAAGUACUACGAGUACGUCGGGGCCCAGUUCAUCCAAGCCGUCCAACCCAUUCUGAAAGAGGACUGGACCCCGGAGGUUGAGAAGGCCUGGGAGAACCUGUUCAAAUACCUAGCAGCCACCAUGAGAAGAGGGUUUUACGCCGAAGAAAAGAUGAAGGCCAGCCAGCCUCUUCUCUCAAGGAAGGCUGGGGCCGAAGCCACCCCGAACAGAAUCUAG